AUGUCGGAAGGCGACCUCCAGGUGCUUAUUGAUGUACCACCUUCGGACCUGGCAGAGGAACUUGAACAAAGUCAAACUCAAGUCCAAGCUUUGCAGGACACCCUGCAGCAGGUGCUGGACCGGCGAGAAGAAGAACGCCAGUCGAGGCAGCUCCUGGAACUCUACCUACAGGCCUUGAAAAAGGAGGAGAGUAUCCUCAGCAAAGUAGCAGAAUCUGAGACUGAACCAAGAAAGGAGAUGGAUGUGGUUGACACAGGUACCAGCAGUACAGGCGUUUUGGCCAAAACGGCACUCAGUGACCAGACCCUUGCUGCCCUGAAAGGGAAACCUGCCCCAGAACUCUGCUUGGACAGUCAAGACCUAGAGCUGGUUGUCAAGGAAGACACAGAAGCCCUGGCCUCGUCGCUAAGCUGGGACAAGCAGAAAGCUGAAGCUCUGCAGCAAGCCUGUGAUCAGGAGCUCUCUAAGCGGCUACAACAAGUGCAGACUCUGCAUUCCCUUAGGAGUGUAUCAAAGGGCAAGAAAACACUCCCUUGGGGAGACUGGCCUAGUUCAAAACGCAAAAAAUAGGCUGUGCAGCCCUGCUUCGAGUGUCGAGGAAAUAAAAGUCCCUCUGGCAUUAGGACCAACACAAGCAAGUUAUGUCCUGGGAACCACAGUUUGCUGGUCAUACUGUAGUCUGGCUGUAGACAACUAAAAUCUGGACAUUGUCCUGAGGCUUAAACUCCUAUGAUGACUCAAAUCAUGUGUAACCAAAGGGAUUCUAACUUUUUUGCAGAAUACUAGAACAAUGGUAUUGCUAAGCAUAGCAAGCAAAAGUUCAGCUCUGAAUACGUGGUUGUGAGCCAGAAACUUCCCUCUGAUAAUGCUGGAUCUAUCUGCCGAAGCCUCAGGCAAUUUGCCAACCUUGUCU
Molecule: messenger RNA, 913 nt
Organism: Tinamus guttatus (white-throated tinamou)
Lineage: Eukaryota; Metazoa; Chordata; Aves; Tinamiformes; Tinamidae
Source: RefSeq, a predicted model, not a curated record